Zingiber officinale is the source of this 918-nucleotide messenger RNA. RefSeq names its product zinc finger BED domain-containing protein RICESLEEPER 2-like. The coding region runs from base 1 to 918 and encodes 305 amino acids. The transcript is spliced from 2 exons. NCBI's taxonomy places the organism in Eukaryota, Viridiplantae, Streptophyta, Magnoliopsida, Zingiberales, Zingiberaceae. Gene Ontology annotation, molecular function: DNA binding; protein dimerization activity. The record is from RefSeq and is a predicted model, not a curated record.
AUGUCUGCCUCAUAUCUUCGUAUUAAUAUGUUCAGUGAAAUUGCAAAACAGUUGCAAUUAUCUUCAAAGAAACUGGUAAUGGAUUGUUGCACUAGGUGGAAUGUCACAUUUUGCAUGUUGUCUACUGCUUUAGAGUUCAAAGAUGUCUUUCCAAGAUAUCAACAAAGGGAUCCUACUUAUAACUCUUUGACUAGUGAGGAGGAUUGGAAGAAAGUUCAUUUUGUUUGUGCUUUUCUUGAAGAAUUUAAUGAAGUUAUCCACAUCAUUUCAGAUUCUGAGUAUCCAACUUUGAAUUUGUUUCUUCCUGAACUUUAUAAUAUAAAAAAGUUGUUGAAUGAUACAAAAGUAGGUGAAGGUAGUUUCAUAAAAAAUAUGGUCAAGAAGAUGAAGACUAAGUUCGAUAAGUAUUGGGGUGACUGCAACUUGUCAAUUUCUAUAGCAACAGUAUUAGAUCCAAGGAAUAAGAUGAAAUUUAUUGAAUGGUGCUUUCUAGAUAUCUAUUCUGAAGUUUAUGCAAUUGAGCACAUCGUUACAGUUCGUGAGACGUUACGUUUGCUGUAUAGUGAAUAUGUUGAGGCUCACAGAACAAAUAUUGCUGAAAAAGAUGUUCAAGGUGAUACUCAAAAAGAAAUCUCUAGUGGUUCAAAUAUCCUUAAUGGACAAGGAAAAGGUAAAGUGAGAGCACAAUUUGCCAACUACAUUAAGAAUGCUGACAGUGUGGAGCAAGUGAAGUCUGAGCUUGAGGUGUACUUUGAGGAAGGAGUUGUUUUUUGUGAAGAUGAUCAUGAGUUUGAUGCAUUGUCAUGGUGGAAGAUGAACAACUUAAAGUUUAGGAUUUUGUCAAAGAUGACGUGUGACGUACUAUCAAUUCCAAUAACUUUUGUGGCUUCUGAAUCAGUUUUUAGUGCGCGAUGGUAG